CGGUCCAUGCAGCCCAGUGAGUGAGGCGGCGGCUGCGCCCGCACCAUGGCAGACAGCCCCGCCCCGGCUCCUGCCCGGGUCGCUCCAGACCUCCGCCGCCUCCCCCAGCGCCCCGCCGCCCAGCAGCCGCUGCUUUUCUCCGGGCGCCGUCGGACCCUCCCCUCGAAGCGAACAUGAAGGAAGCCCGGGGCGUCGGAGGCGCCCCUUUCUGCACCCGCCUCAACCACUCCUCCUACCCGGGCCUGUGGGCGCCCGGGCGCUCGCCGGAGGCGCGGGGCAACCUCACGCGCGCCCCGGAGCCCGGCGAGGACUGCCGCUCGGUGUCGGUGGUGUACCCCAUCACCAUGCUCCUCACCGGCUUCGUGGGCAACGCGCUGGCCAUGCUGCUGGUGUCGCGGAGCUACCGGCGCCGGGAGAGCAAGCGCAAGAAGUCGUUCCUGCUGUGCAUCGGCUGGCUGGCGCUCACCGACCUGGUGGGGCAGCUGCUCACCAGCCCCGUGGUCAUCGUGGUGUACCUGUCCGAGCAGCGCUGGGAGCACCUGGACCCGUCGGGGCGGCUGUGCACUUUCUUCGGCCUGACCAUGACCGUGUUCGGCCUGUCCUCGCUCUUCGUGGCCAGCGCCAUGGCCAUCGAGCGGGCGCUGGCCAUCCGCGCGCCGCACUGGUACGCGAGCCACAUGAAGACGCGCGCCACCCGCGCGGUGCUGCUCGGCGUGUGGCUGGCGGCGCUGGCCUUCGCCCUGCUGCCCGUGCUGGGCGUGGGCCAGUACACCGUGCAGUGGCCCGGGACGUGGUGCUUCAUCAGCACCGGGGGAGGGGGCGGCGGCAACAACGGGACGACCUCCCCGCGAAACUGGGGCAACCUCUUCUUCGCCUCCACCUUUGCCUUCCUGGGGCUCUCGGCGCUCGCCGUCACGUUCGCCUGCAACCUGGCCACCAUCAAGGCCUUGGUGUCCCGCUGCCGAGCCAAGGCCAUGGCCUCGCAGUCCAGCGCCCAGUGGGGGAGGAUCACCACCGAGACGGCCAUCCAGCUCAUGGGGAUCAUGUGCGUGCUGUCGGUCUGCUGGUCACCGUUGCUGAUAAUGAUGUUGAAAAUGAUCUUCAAUCAGACAUCAGUUGAACACUGCAAGACGCACUCAGAAAAGCAGAAGGAAUGCAACUUCUUCUUGAUAGCUGUGCGCCUGGCUUCCCUGAACCAGAUCUUGGAUCCCUGGGUCUAUCUGCUGCUAAGAAAGAUCCUCCUUCGGAAGUUUUGCCAGAUCAGGAACCACAAAAACAAGUAUGCAUCCAGCUCCACCUCCUUACCUCACCAGUGCUCCUCAACAUCGAUGUGCACUGACCAUUUGGAAAGAUCAUGAAAGAACAAAGAUGGACUUUUUCUUACAAUACCUGCUUCCUUGAAUUUGUGUUAUUCUUCCCACCUAAGAAGGAGAAUUUUAUAUUUUGAUUUGGACUAUUUCUUAGUUUUCAUCUUAUUUUACUUUAAUUUUUUUUCUUGUCAAUAAUACCCACUGGGAAUUAGUUUAUUCCUGCCUCUGAGGGCUAAAUUGACUUCUUGAGCUGGAUUUUUACUGUGUAUUUAGGAAGUUGGGCAGGAUUACAGAGAUGGUGAAUGCUGAAAAAGGGAAAAAAAGAAAAAAAACCAUCUUCCAGGAGUUUGACCCCAAUUUCAAACCUUUACCUGAAUUUCAACCCAUGUAAACACCUUUACAUUUUGUGGUUGUUUUGAUUGUACAAUACGAGUUUGAAAAAUCAGUGUACAAUUUUGACAAUGUAAAAUCAACAUAUUGAGGGCAAAAUUCAAUUAGUAGGACAUAAAUUUAAUGAGAUAGAAAAUUAUGUUAAUUGAAGGCAGGACUAUAUUAUGACCAACAUUAUUUAUACAAAAUGUGAUUAAUGUUUUGGAGUUGUGUCAAAGUCUCUAUAUCAAUAUUCUGGUUAUCUGCCACUUAGUAACUCUGGAAUCAAUUUAAUUCUCAUUUCUCUGACUUUGAAGACUGAAAGGUGUGAUGAAGGGCUCUAUGAAGUGUCAUAGAAAACAAUAAUGAGGUUAGGUGAUGAGCCAUUGAGUAAAAGCAAUAAAGAUCCAAGUACAGCCUCUGGUUCAACACUAUUAAUUCAGGAUUUCUUAAAAUUUAUUCUCAGGUAGUAUAAAAAGGCAAUAUUAAUAAGUAACAUAGUUAUCACAUAUCAAAAUUUGUAAAUUUUUUAUGAAGGGAAGAAACCCAUUUUGUCUUAAUUGUAGAAUUUUUAAAAAUACUUUGUAUCAAAUA
Pipistrellus kuhlii (Kuhl's pipistrelle) is the source of this 2273-nucleotide messenger RNA. It is a transcript of the gene PTGER3, whose product is annotated as prostaglandin E receptor 3. Bases 174 to 1358 code for a protein of 394 amino acids. Gene Ontology annotation, cellular component: plasma membrane. The transcript is spliced from 4 exons. NCBI's taxonomy places the organism in Eukaryota, Metazoa, Chordata, Mammalia, Chiroptera, Vespertilionidae. Gene Ontology annotation, molecular function: prostaglandin E receptor activity. The record is from RefSeq and is a predicted model, not a curated record. Gene Ontology annotation, biological process: adenylate cyclase-activating G protein-coupled receptor signaling pathway; inflammatory response; intestine smooth muscle contraction.